AAUGCAAAACCGGACAGUCUGAGCUACCGCAUCGGAGAGCGAGGGAGGGAGGUCUCCCUGUCAGAAGGACUGGACCUUUUGAGAAACUCAGAUGGUUAUGCGUUAAUCCAUGACGAUAAAGUCGUCCGAGCUGCACUUGCCGGCAAUCAGGAGGACAUUGUCAUGCUGCCAGAGAAGUUGGCAACUUUUUACUAUGGUUUCGCCGUUGAUUGCGGAACGGAAUUCGAAGAGGUCUUUUCUGAACGAAUCCGACGUCUGAAGGAGAGCGGCAUUAUUGGAAGGGCCUCGGAACGUUGGUUUCCAUCCUUCCCCAAGGAGCGGCAACCCGUGGCCCGUGGAAUAGAAGUGCAAUUAAGACACUGCAGCGGCGCCUUCAUCAUCGUAGGUGUUGGUAUCUGCGGAGCAAUUGUGGCCGUCCUGAUCGAAUAUCUUUUCUUUAGGUUUUCGCCACGACUGUGCCCUCGACUGCCCACCUGA
Dibothriocephalus latus is the source of this 477-nucleotide messenger RNA. The record is from the annotation of a GenBank genome assembly. Lineage: Eukaryota; Metazoa; Platyhelminthes; Cestoda; Diphyllobothriidea; Diphyllobothriidae.